AUGACAUCUCUGAAAGGUCCUGGAGCCCCGCAGGUUUACGAUGGCUCUGGUCUUCGAAUUGCCAUAGUUCAUGCGAGAUGGAACGCAACUAUCGUUGAUGCCCUUGUUGCUGGGGCGAAGAAGAGUCUCCUCUCGGCCGGAGUAGCAGAAGAGAAUAUCACCAUCCAAAGCGUUCCAGGGAGUUACGAGCUGCCCUUUGCGGUACAACGGAUCUACGCCGCUUCCCAUGUUCAGGCUGCUGCAAGUUCUUCGACCGGGGACAUCAGUGCAACCGACCUUCUUUCGUCGUCAACCACGGAUUUAACCAAAUCCGCUACCUCGGCGUCUUCCAAAUCCAAGGCUCCUUUUGAUGCUAUCAUAGCGAUCGGUGUCUUGAUCAAGGGAGAGACAAUGCACUUCGAGUAUAUAGCUGACGCUGUCACUCAUGGUUUGAUGCGUGUCCAGCUCGACGCUGGGGUUCCUGUCAUUUUUGGAGUUCUUACUCUGUUGAACGAGACUCAGGGUUUGGAAAGGGCUGGAUUGGGAGAGGGUGGAAAGCACAACCACGGCGAGGACUGGGGACAUGCCGCAGUGGAACUGGCCGUGAAGCGGAAGGGUUGGUCAGAAGGAAAAAUCCUGUGA
This is a messenger RNA of Rasamsonia emersonii CBS 393.64, 621 nucleotides long. Its product is annotated as Riboflavin synthase. The coding region runs from base 1 to 621 and encodes 206 amino acids. The record is from RefSeq and is a predicted model, not a curated record. The transcript is spliced from 3 exons. Gene Ontology annotation, cellular component: mitochondrial intermembrane space; intracellular anatomical structure; riboflavin synthase complex. NCBI's taxonomy places the organism in Eukaryota, Fungi, Ascomycota, Eurotiomycetes, Eurotiales, Trichocomaceae. Gene Ontology annotation, biological process: riboflavin biosynthetic process. Gene Ontology annotation, molecular function: 6,7-dimethyl-8-ribityllumazine synthase activity.